Messenger RNA from Portunus trituberculatus (swimming crab), 526 nucleotides. RefSeq names its product cuticle protein 18.6-like. Bases 66 to 437 code for a protein of 123 amino acids. Lineage: Eukaryota; Metazoa; Arthropoda; Malacostraca; Decapoda; Portunidae. Gene Ontology annotation, cellular component: extracellular matrix. The transcript has 2 exons. The record is from RefSeq and is a predicted model, not a curated record.
GGAAACGUACUUAAGGAGAUGUGUUGCCUCCGUGAAGCCAGACAGUCCCGUUACCACCCACCAAGAUGAUGUGCGCUAAGGUUGUGAUCGUGGCCGUUGCCGCUGUGGCUCUUGUCGCCGCCGCGCCGCGCCCCGACAGCCCGCCCCAGUACGGCCCGCCGCCCCCUCACUACAAGGAGCCCGGGAUGCCCUACGACUUCGCCUACGCCGUCAAGGACGACUACACCGGCAACGACUUCGGCCAGAACGAGAGCAGUGACGGACACGUAACCAGUGGGUCGUACUACGUGGCGCUGCCCGACGGCCGCUUGCAGAAGGUGUCCUUUACGGCGGACCACAAGGCCGGCUACGUGGCUGACGUCACCUACGAGGGCGAGGCCACCUACCCCGCCCACCCCGCUCCGCCCGCCUAUGGGCCCCCCGCCCCCUACGCCUAGAUCGCCCCACCAUUCCCCCUGGCCAGUAACUUAUUGACCCCGCGCCCCCGCGGGACACCGCUCCUGUAAAUAAAGACAUCGCUGUACCC